AUGGCGGCGAAGGACACUCAAAAAUUGAGCUUCAUCGAAAAUUUCGCCCUCAGUGGCGUUGCUGCUGUUGUUUCCAAAACAGCAGCUGCACCUAUUGAACGUGUAAAAUUACUCGUGCAAAAUCAAGGUGAAAUGAUCAAACAAGGUGUACUUGCAAAACCAUACAAAGGUGUAAUUGAUUGUACGAUACAUACAUUCAAAAGUGAAGGCCUCUUUCCAUUUUGGCGGGGUAACUUGGCUAAUUGUAUUCGUUAUUUUCCAACUCAGGCUUUGAACUUUGCCUUCAAAGAUAAAAUCAAAUUAAUGUUUAAGCAAAAUAAGAACGAUCCAUACAUGAUCAAUUUCGGUAAAAAUGUAGCGAGUGGUGGUGUAGCUGGUGCCAUGUCAUUAUGUUUUGUCUAUUCACUUGAUUAUGCCCGUACGCGUUUAGCCAAUGAUCUUAAGAGUAUAAAGAAAGGUGGUGGUGAACGUAAAUACAACGGUCUCGUUGAUGUUUAUAAGAAAACAUUGGCCACCGAUGGCAUUGCCGGUCUUUAUCGUGGUUUCGUAAUAUCAUGUGUUGGUAUUGUUAUCUACCGUGGCUGUUAUUUUGGUUUCUAUGAUACAUUAAAACCAAUCUUACUUGGUCCUGAUGCCGGUAUCAUGCUUUCAUUUUUACUUGGUUAUGGUGUAACAGUUACAUCAGGUCUUAUUUCAUACCCAGUCGAUACUGUUCGACGACGUAUGAUGAUGACAUCAGGUCAAGCCGUGAAAUAUAAUGGAUCAUUGGAUUGUAUGUUCCAAGUCGUACGAGGGGAAGGUGUCGUCGCUUUAUUCAAAGGAGCUGGUGCCAAUAUUCUUCGUGGUAUUGCUGGUGCUGGUGUCUUAGCUGGUUUCGAUUCACUAGUACAACUCUACGCCGGUGUCAAAGUCGAUACUAGCGGUGGUUAA
This is a messenger RNA of Rotaria socialis, 930 nucleotides long. The record is from the annotation of a GenBank genome assembly. Lineage: Eukaryota; Metazoa; Rotifera; Eurotatoria; Philodinida; Philodinidae.